This is a messenger RNA of Pistacia vera, 1424 nucleotides long. Its product is annotated as microtubule-binding protein TANGLED. Gene Ontology annotation, molecular function: microtubule binding. The record is from RefSeq and is a predicted model, not a curated record. Gene Ontology annotation, biological process: regulation of phragmoplast microtubule organization. The coding region runs from base 154 to 1233 and encodes 359 amino acids. The transcript has 4 exons. NCBI's taxonomy places the organism in Eukaryota, Viridiplantae, Streptophyta, Magnoliopsida, Sapindales, Anacardiaceae.
ACUCUGAGACUGAUAGUGAAAGACAGAGAGUGAAAACCCCAGUUCGAGUUACUGGUUGAUGGACCCUUAAGAGAGGGAAGUGGGAAGGAGCGGAGGAGGCUAGAGGAGACCCACAGCGGCUUUUUUUGGUUUGAGCUUUUUGAGCGAAUAAAAAUGGUCGCAAGAACCCCACCAAAGCAGAGGAGAGUUAUGGCUCCUCUCAAUCCAAAUCUAAUCAGAGAAACUGUAAAGAAGGUGGAUAAAUGUAUGGCAAGAUUGCAAGAGUUACAAUACACAGUGGCAGGAGGGAAUAAGAUGAUAUCUGGGGUUAGUCUCAGUCCUAGAAGUACCAGAGGUUACUUGAAGGCUAGUCUCAGGUGCAAGCAAGAAUCUUUAAGGAUCAAGAAUGCUGCAGCCCCUAGAAGGUCUCCAGGGGGAAAGUUGCCAGAAAGUGCAGGAGGAGAAUGGCGAAGAAUGUCGUUACCAGCAAUGCUAUUAGGCGAAACAAUGGGAGAAAUUCUGCAAGCAAGCCUAUUUGCAAAAGAAAUAGUAGCAGCAGUUGCCAAUAAGACCAAGAAAAUCACCAUUGAAGAUCCCAAAACACCAGUGACUCAAAAGAGAAAUCAAAGACCAAAUCCUGAAAACAGUGAACUCAAGGUUAGAAGAAAGAAGGAAAAACAAAAUAAGCUACAAUCAAUCAGAUCAGAAUCCCGUUCGCCAACACUUCAAAGGGCUCGAUCGCGUAUCAAUUUCAAGGUUUCACCACCUAAAGUAAGAGAAUUUGACAAGGAGAACAACAGAUAUUUGGCAAAUAGAGUGUCACCAAGGAAUAGGCUAUUUGCUAAAAAGACUGUUCUAUUCCCAAAUCCUUUGUUUCUUUCCACACCUUCACAGCAGCAAAAAUUUUGCAAGACAAGGUCUCCAGUUGUCGCUAGAAACAAGCAAUCUCCACACAAGUUCUUGAUUAAGUCCCCACCAUCAACUUCCAAGUUUCAAGUGAAGAUCAAAAGCCCAGCAGUGGUUUCUCUUUCUCCUACAAGGCCAGCAAACUUGAGCAAGAAGAAGUCUCCGCAGCCGAAGCUGUCAACUGCUUCGAAAUUUCGUCGUUCAUUUUCACCUUCAAGAUUGGCAAACAGAUUGGUGUCUCCAUUGAAGAGCAGAAAAAGUGUACAGAAGUGUGAUGGGCAAACGAGUGGAUUGAAACAGCGUCCUCCAACUUCAAUACCCAUGCGAUUCUCGACAGGGAGAUUUUGAUGGGUGUGUGUUAGUUUUCUUUGGCUUUGCUUGAAUAUUUGUGUUCUUCUGAAAUGUCCAUAGUUUGAUUCUUUUAUUGUGAGCCCUUCUGUCUUACAUACAUUGUUUGUUUGAUGUAUAACUUUGUGAGCUAUUCAUUAAUAACUCAUAAUCAAAUUUCUGGUGUUAUCAUAAAGCGUUAUUUCUGAACA